AUGCUAAAACUAUUUAAGCCGUCAACUUAUUCGUUUCUUCCAUGGUUCUAUACUCCAGAAGUUCAUGGUCAUCCACCAGCAGUUUUACUCCAUUUAACACAUGAACCUCCACAACCAGAUGACGAAGAAGAGCAACAACAAUCAAACACCAAUUCAUCCAUUGAAGGUUUGGGCACAGAAUCUAAUCCAUUUAUUGUUUAUCGAAAUAAGGAGGAUGCAUCAGAUAUUGGAAACAAAAAACAUAAAUUACGCAAACUCCGUUUUGUUUGCAUGUCUGAUACUCAUAAUCAAAUACAUAAACUGAUUAUUCCCCACGGCGACGUAUUUCUUCAUUGUGGCGAUGCCGUAAAACACCGAACUUCUGCACGAGAUUUAAUUACAUUUAAUACGUUUGUUGGAACAUUGCCUCAUAAACAUAAGAUAUUUAUUUCGGGGAAUCAUUGCACUUGUAUCGAUCCGAAUCAUCCAGAAAGAACACAACAGAUUUUAUCGAAUCUUGUUUAUUUACAAGAUUCGUCAGUUGAUAUUGACGGUGUUAAAAUAUAUGGAAGUCCAUGGAGACCCAAACGCGGUUAUGUUUAUCGUGCAGAAGCAUUUGGAUAUGAUGCGAGCCGAAUUCAGAUCGAUAAAUGGUCACACUUACCAUCAGACGUUGAUAUUUUGAUGACUCAUGGACCGCCGUACUCUAUUAGAGAUUUUAAUCCGAGCAGUGGUAAACGGGUGGGCUGCCCCGGAUUACUAGAAGAAAUCAUAACUCGAGUUAAACCAUCAAUCAGUAUUUUCGGACAUAUGCACGAUUGUCACGGUGCAAGUUUGUAUAGAAGUGCCGACAAUGAAAACUUGAUGCAAUUUUAUCAAGAUAAACAUAAAAACACUGCUACUACUGCUGUUGCAACAACAUCAACAUAUACAACCAACGAUGAAACUGAAAUACUUUUUUUGAAUGCUGCAAUGGUUGGCGGGCACCAUUUGCUACGGAAUCCCAUUGUAUUUGAUUUUUAUUACUAG
Didymodactylos carnosus is the source of this 1008-nucleotide messenger RNA. NCBI's taxonomy places the organism in Eukaryota, Metazoa, Rotifera, Eurotatoria, Philodinida, Philodinidae. The record is from the annotation of a GenBank genome assembly.